ACAAGAGCUGCUUGAGCUACCUUAACGAAAGCGAACGUCGUCAGACAGUGAUAACCAGCCUUUUACAUUCACGCGUGUUAUGCGUAAACGUUUGCGCGGAUCUUGCGCGUUAGAUCUCCUCCUCCGCGAGCGAAGUGGUCCGGUGGCGUGUUCGUGCGCGCGCCUCGUUUGAUUGGUCUCCAUAUUUCGUCCCGUCAUGGCGCGCGCGCUGUGGGCGGGGCCGUGGGCGGGGCUGCGGGCCGUGAGCCACAAGGCUGCGACGUCAAUAAAGCCACGUGUCUCCUCGUUAAGAUCCGCUCCUGGCCGCCACUCGCCGGUUUGGAGAGGUCUUGCGAGCGAGGCCGGAGGUCUGCGCGGGUGGACAACCAUGCCGGGCGUAAACACGGACAACCUGGACGACAAGCAGGUCCAGCUGCUCGCGGAGAUGUGCAUCCUAGUGGACGAGGGCGACAGGGAAACCGGGGCUGACAGCAAGAAGAACUGUCACCUCAACUCCAACAUCAACAACGGACUGCUGCAUCGGGCUUUCAGCGUGUUCCUGUUUAACAGUGAAGAAAAGCUGCUCUUGCAACAGCGCUCGGAUGCCAAGAUCACGUUCCCCGGAUGCUUUACCAACACCUGCUGCAGUCACCCCCUGCACUGCCCCAGGGAGCUGGAGGAGAACAGUGCCCUUGGGGUCAAGCGCGCCGCCCAAAGAAGGCUGCAGGCGGAACUGGGCAUCCCCAUGGACCAGGUGACCCCAGAGGAGAUGACCUAUUUGACCCGCAUCCACUAUAAGGCCCAAUCGGACGGCGUCUGGGGGGAGCAUGAGAUUGAUUACAUCCUGUUCCUGCAGAAGGACGUGGAGCUGCAGCCAGACCCCAACGAGGUGAAGAGUCACCGCUACGUCUCCAAGGAGGAGCUGAGGGAGGUGCUAGCGGAGGCACUGAGGGGUGAGGUGCAGAUCACGCCCUGGUUCAGCCUCAUUGCCGACACCUUCCUCUUCGACUGGUGGGACAACCUGCAGGACCUGAAGAAAUUCAUGGAUCACACGCACAUUCAUCGCAUGUGAGGCCCUCGGGGCACGCGCUUCAGAGGUCCGCUCCCCGGCCCGGGUCUUGCGCGUCGUAUCUACCGGCACGGUUCUGAGUUUACGGACUCGCCGGGUUGAUUCAGCCGGUCUUGGCUGAAUGUUUGGGUGGGGCAAAGAACCCUUAAAGGUGAAGACGCACUGUUCUGACUGGGAAUAUGAACCCACAUUCAUGGACACAGCUAGGUCAUUCGCUAAACCUCUGACUUAGUCAGCAUAUGAUAUGAAUGAAGAAUUUUAUUAUUUUUGUUGGCAUGGAACUCUAUAAACAUGUUGGCCAAUUGUGGUAACAAUUACCAAUUCUUCAGUUGUUUUAGGACUUUCUCUGGUCUCUGAAAACACACUUCACCACCCCCCCCUUGUGGGAACCCCUUCUGUGCAGGAGCUGAUGAGGUUGUCAUGGGUUUUGAUUAUAUUGUUUAGAGUUAUGGUUUUUGUUUUGGGGGUAGGUUUUUACAUACUUUUGCAGAUGAAAUAAAGGCAUUGAUUACC
This is a messenger RNA of Electrophorus electricus (electric eel), 1561 nucleotides long. RefSeq names its product isopentenyl-diphosphate delta isomerase 1 (gene idi1). Gene Ontology annotation, cellular component: cytoplasm. NCBI's taxonomy places the organism in Eukaryota, Metazoa, Chordata, Actinopteri, Gymnotiformes, Gymnotidae. Gene Ontology annotation, molecular function: isopentenyl-diphosphate delta-isomerase activity. Gene Ontology annotation, biological process: isoprenoid biosynthetic process; isopentenyl diphosphate biosynthetic process. The record is from RefSeq and is a predicted model, not a curated record.